Zymoseptoria tritici IPO323 is the source of this 1881-nucleotide messenger RNA. RefSeq lists its product as uncharacterized. The coding region runs from base 1 to 1881 and encodes 626 amino acids. The transcript is spliced from 7 exons. Lineage: Eukaryota; Fungi; Ascomycota; Dothideomycetes; Mycosphaerellales; Mycosphaerellaceae. The record is from RefSeq and is a predicted model, not a curated record.
AUGAGUUCCAGCGCACUCUCAAGCGAUCUCACUCCGGCUCAAAUCCAAGCAGCGACCCUUCUACGGAGACUGCUCCGUGAUGACGAGCUUCCGAUCGAUUUUGCAGGAUGGUGCAGCACCAACGAAGACUACCUUCCUGACAUCUACAACCACGUCGCCACGCUUCAACGGAAGACCGAAAACGCCCUGUACUUGAGCUUCUGCCACAGCAUAUACCUCGAUCUUCCACCAAUACAUAUUGGCUCUGAGAACCGACGAGCCCUGGCACAGAAGGCUGGCAAUACGUACACUUCGCUUUCUGUUGACUCAAAGAGGGAGAGCCCGCAAGCCGGACAGCGGCGAGACUCCGGGUCAUUCUCACUCCACAAUCCUAACUCCGCCAUGGAGAGCAACGAUUCUGCUUCGACGAACCCCCUCAUCAUCUCCAACGAGGAGGCCCACCGCCUGAUUGACGAAGUCAUACUUCCCAACGAGCUACCUUUCAACUUCAAAGGCUGGUGGACAUCUCACCUGCAGAUCCAUUCAGUCACGCUGGAGCAGGUCCGCCGUCAUCCCGGCAACGAGACCCCACGUCCGGACCACGGGUCUUGCAAUGUCGAACUUCUCAAGCCUCUCCAACUUCGUCCACCAACAGGAGGAUCCGCCAACUACCAACAGAUGGUUUGCAAAUCAGUAAAUCCAGAGUGUCUUCUGGUCAAAAGAUCUACUCUCCAGAGGCAGGUCGACUACUACGUCGGCAUGACCUCUGACGGAUUGCGAAGCACAACUUCCAUGUCCCUGGGGAUUGACCGAGAAGAAUUGAGUGACGACAACCGUGUCCUUGCCGACUCCGUCGUGGGCCCAGCCGAACUCAUGGCGUGGAUUGUGGAGAUUCGCAUGUGGCGUUUCAGGUGGUGGUCGACAGCCAAAGAAAAGAUCUGGACAUCCGCCGUCAUGCCCGACGAACGUGGAUCUGGCCGUCGUGCAGCUGCUCUGUAUAGAGCCCAAGUUCGCGGCCGGCAUCCAGUCGACGACAUCCACAUUCCAGGACCGGAUGCCUUCCUCCUCAUCGACCAACUGGUGGAUUUUCCUCAACUGCCGGCUGACUUCCAGUCCUGGUACGACGCUUCUCCGGACUAUCAAAAGAUCACUCGUGGCCAGCUCCAGUUUCGCGGCGAGGUGUACAAUGUCGAUUCCCACUACGGCAUGGACGAAGGUGUGCCGAUGGCCGAAGAGAUUGAGAUCGAGCCAAUGAGUGAAGCCAAUCAAGCCUUGUACCACCAGGAUACUCCUGCAGCGAUCCUCUUCCGUCAGGUUCGUUGGUUUCGGACCUUGGCGCCGAGAGCGAAGGAGAUGGAGAGGCGGACUUUGGCGUAUCGGAGGUACAGACAAGGGAAUGAGCGUGAUGGCAUGGCGACGCCUCACCAAUACGCAGAGAACGAGCAGACGCCCGCAUUCGUCUCGCUUCAAGGCCUUCUCAACGCACCUAGAAUUCCGGUCACAUUGGACGACUGGUGCGCUGAGCACCGAAACGAGCUCUUCCGCGUGAUAGCCUGGCUGCUGGAUCUCCUCCAUCAGAAACGAAUGGAAGACCAGAUCCUUCGCAAUAGGAGCUACGAACUCGGCAUCGUACCUCCUGACCAAUUCGCUCAAUCUGACGGCCUGUACACCAUUUUUGACAUCUGGGAUGGGACCUGGCGAGAUACGUCCAUUAGAAUUCUCGACAUGAUUCGCGCCGUUAGACACCUUAACGUUCAAAUGUUUUGGAUCCAUAGCAAUAUGCGAUUGGUAAUGUUGCUGCGGCAGGGGAUUCAGUGGACCGGGACGGAGACCAUGGCGGAGAUCCAUCGAGAACUUGUACGGAGGCUGCAGGGCUUGGAUGCGGUCAUAUCGUCGGGCUGA